CUGUCCGUGCAGGCGAUGGGGUUCUCGGCGGCGCUGCAGGGCAAGGCGGCCCACGAGGCGCUGCUGCUGCGCCAGGACGCCGAGCUGCGCCUGCUCGACCUGAUGCGGCGCUGCAUCCACAGCAAGGUGCGCUCCGACCGCGACUACGCCCUCGCCCUCGGCGCGCUGGUGCAGCAGGGCCUCAAGGUGGAGCGGCCCGAGGACCUGGCCGGCAGCCUGGUGGCCAAGGCAUGGCGGGGCAUUAUGGAGGAACUGGACAACACGGGUAGAGCGGUUCGCCAGAACGCUGAGAGCUUGGAGAAGGAAACCCUGGAGAAGCUCAACACCCUGUACACGGAGAAGCGCAAGGCCCGCAAGAACUACCAGGAAGAGCACAGCAGAAUCGCUCAGCAGUUCACCCAUUUGAGCGAGGACGUGGCGCGGAAGAAGACGGAGUACACCAAGGCCCUGGAGGCGUACAAGAUCACGAGGGGCAGAUUCGAGGAGCACUACAUCAAAGCGGGGCGCGGAGGCCGCAAGCUGGAGGACGUGAGCGCCAAGUACCAGAACGCGUGCCGCAAGCUGCACCUCACGCACAACGAGUACGUGCUGCUGCUCAGCGAGGCCAGCGAGUUCGAGAGGGACUUCCGCACGGUCCUGCUGCCCGGGCUGCUGGAGUGCCAGCAGUCCCUGCAGGAGGGGUUCAUAUCCUCGUGGCGCUCUGUUUUGCAAGAGCUGGCAAAACAUUCUAAUCUAAGUGAUGAAAGGUUUGUUGAAAUUCAAAACAGAAUGAAUGGGUGCGCAGAACAAGUGAGACCAUCAGAAGAGUAUAAAGAUUUCACAGAAAAGCACAAAACAUGCCCAGCCAACCCAGUUAAUUUUACAUUUGAUGAAUCUCUUGUCGAGGAUUCUAGUAGCCUUCUAGCCAACACCCUUGCGGUUGAUAAUCUUACCAUUGACUGGCUCCGCCACAAGCAGAUAGAGCUCGAAGCCAGACUCCGUGACAAUCAAGAAAGACAGGUAGCCCUACGUACAGCAGCAGCAGGUGCAGAAUCGAGUGGCGGCUCAUCUCCUGAAGUUCACAGGCUGUUUAUUGUGGAUGCUGUCCGUAAGGAAUUAAAUGAGGUCCGAUGUGAGGAACAUAAAAUUUCUAGGCAGGCAGAAGUUAUUAAAAAUGCUCUUGCUUCACUUGGCUGUGAAGAAGCCCCACCUGGUUGUGAUAUUCCUUUGGAAUCAUCUUUUAUUGAAACUUCAGAACAAUUACAGGAUGAUCCAUCAUCUCUAGUUCACAAACGUAAUUUUGCUCAGCAACGUCUAGUCAGCAUUCUAAGGAAGCCAUUCCGCAGAAAAUCUGUGCCAACGUCACCUGUAGGUGCAAGGAGGAACAACCAUGAAGACAUUGGAAGUGGCGUUAGCAACGGGGUGGAGGUGGAGGGAGAUAUGGAACAGCUGGUGAGGACUGUGGUUGAUUUUGAAGAUGACCAGUUGUUGCAUUGCCCUGCUGGUACCGAAGGGAAUGAUGGCCGAGGACUGGACAUGUCGCCACCAUCACCCCACCGCUUCUUGUUAAAUAACCAGGAUUGUGUUGCUGAUGCUGCUAAUCCCUGCCUGGUGCUAAAUUCCUUAAAUUGUGAUAUGGAUUCAGUAAGCACCACCAGAACUUUAGCAGAUGAGGAAUGGUUCCACGGUGUUCUUCCUCGUGAAGAAGUUGUGAGAUUAUUGAAACAUGAAGGGGACUUUUUGGUUCGUCAAACAACGAGAAAUGAUGAGUGUCAAACUGUACUUUCAGUUUCAUGGGGUGGCCAUAAACACUUCAUUGUCCAAACUACUGCUGAAGGACAAUAUAGGUUUGAAGGCCCUGCAUUCCCGACUAUAUCAGCUUUAAUAGCCUAUCAAUAUAAUAAUGGUCAACCUGUUACAAGUCGAUCUGGUGCCAUACUUAGGCAUCCAAUUCCAAGAGAAAGAUGGGAGCUAAAUAAUGACGAUAUUGUUUUACAAGACAAAAUAGGGCGUGGAAACUUUGGAGAUGUUUAUAAGGCCCAACUGAAGCCAGGCAGGCAGGAAGUUGCAGUAAAAACUUGUAGAGUUCAACUUCCUGAGGACCACAAGCGCAAGUUUCUGCAAGAGGGCAGGAUAUUGAAACAGUAUGACCAUCCAAAUAUUGUUCGCCUAAUAGGCAUUGCAGUUCAGAAACAGCCAAUAAUGAUUGUGAUGGAACUUGUGCCAGGGGGCUCUUUGCUUGUUUUCUUGAGAAAUCAUGCAGCGAUUUUAUCAGAGAAACAAUUAGUAGCCAUGUGUCGUGAUGUUGCUGGGGGAAUGCGAUAUCUGGAGAGUAAAAAUUGCAUCCAUAGAGAUCUUGCGGCACGGAAUUGUCUUGUUGGUCAUGAAAACAUCGUCAAAAUUUCUGAUUUUGGCAUGUCUAGAGAAGAGGAGGAAUACAUUGUUUCCGAUGGAAUGAAACAGAUUCCCAUCAAAUGGACUGCACCUGAAGCUCUAAAUUUUGGAAAAUAUACUUCAUUGUGUGAUGUAUGGAGCUAUGGAAUAUUAUGUUGGGAAGUGUUUUCAAGAGGAGGAACCCCUUAUGCAGGAUUCAGCAACACAAAAGCCAGAGAAAAAAUAGAUGCAGGAUAUCGGAUGCCGUCACCAGAUGGAACACCAGAAGACAUGUAUAGACUCAUGCUCCGAUGUUGGGAAACAGAACCGCAAAGAAGACCCCAUUUUCAUCAAAUAUAUACGAUAGUUGAUACGCUGUACGGCACUUACAGAUGAAAAUGUUAUGUCAGGGCCCCUAAAGUUAACCAUAUGUAUAGAACAAUGUUGUAUUAAUUUUAUUGUCCAUGAUAUAUGUAUUAUAUUUUCAACAGUUGUUUUUCUUGUUUUUUUUUUUGUGAUGGAUGUAUUUAUUAGUGUAUGUGCCCCUGAAUUAUUCUUUUGUGAUUCUCAACUCUGUUGUUAUUUAUAUUGCUUUAAUAAAGCAGAAUAAAGGCUGAAUACAUGUCUAAAUUCAGCAAAUAUAUUAUUUCAUAAAAGAGUUCUUAUCCUAAGUCAUAUAUGUUUUGAAAUUGCCUAGUGUAUGUUGCCUUUAUCUGGCAUGUGUUUCUAAAGAAGGAACUCAGUGGAAAGACAUCAGAAUCAUGGGUGUUAUUUUCUUUUAACUUUCCAACAACAAUGUGGCACCUUCUGAUUUUGAUGUUGUCCCUGUGGAAAUUCUAAUUGGUCAUUAUCCACUUAAAUUUUGUGACAUUUAUUGAUGUUGUGAGUGAAGAGGAUUUUAAAAAAAUGCAGAUUGUUGUGUAAGCUUCCGAUAAGAAAUGUUAAGUACUGAUUUGAAGUGCCAUACAUGCCAUCCACAAAUAUAUAAAGUAAAAUUGUGAUUAA
Molecule: messenger RNA, 3357 nt
Organism: Thrips palmi
Lineage: Eukaryota; Metazoa; Arthropoda; Insecta; Thysanoptera; Thripidae
Gene: FER
Product: tyrosine-protein kinase Fer
Exons: 15
Coding region: 16-2748 (910 amino acids)
Biological process (GO): peptidyl-tyrosine phosphorylation
Molecular function (GO): non-membrane spanning protein tyrosine kinase activity; ATP binding
Source: RefSeq, a predicted model, not a curated record